This is a messenger RNA of Dromiciops gliroides (monito del monte), 1014 nucleotides long. It is a transcript of the gene TNFRSF13C, whose product is annotated as TNF receptor superfamily member 13C. The coding region runs from base 1 to 1014 and encodes 337 amino acids. Lineage: Eukaryota; Metazoa; Chordata; Mammalia; Microbiotheria; Microbiotheriidae. The transcript is spliced from 5 exons. The record is from RefSeq and is a predicted model, not a curated record. Gene Ontology annotation, cellular component: external side of plasma membrane. Gene Ontology annotation, molecular function: signaling receptor activity. Gene Ontology annotation, biological process: positive regulation of B cell proliferation; positive regulation of T cell proliferation; B cell costimulation.
AUGGGGCCUGGGGCCACUGAAGACAAAGUCCCAAUCCCACCCCCAGGACCAUUCCCAGAAAAGCUGCAGGCUCUCCGGCACCUGCAUUUCCUGGAAGACAACUCUGUUCUCAGGCCUGCCCUUACAGCCACCCCCACCUCCGCCAACUCACACCCACUUCUGGAUUACCACCCCACCACCCACCCCGGACUGGACGCCUACACACCUUCCUGUGUGAAGUCGAUGGGCCAUGGCCUGUCGUCGCUGAGCAAGGGAAGAGGGGUAUGCUCUUGCUGGGACAGGGGCUGGGACUUGUGGAUGGGGAGGUACAAGGUGAGCUCUGAAGCGCAGAGCCGGCCAGGGAGGAGAAAGCUGCCCCCAAACCCGCCCCCUCCUUCCUGGGGUCCCAGCGUGCCCGCCUUCAAAAGCCUCCUGGGCAGCUGGGGAGCUGCAGCUGCAGGCCGACAGUCAAGAAGGAUGGUGGGGCAAGGAUCCGGAGGCUCCAGCAUGAAGUGUUUUGACUUAUGCUUUGAUGAGCUCAUCAAGCAGUGCUUACCGUGCAAUUUGUACCAUACCCCCAAGGCUCCUGGAGCUGACAACAUCUCCAGCUCUCCAGAGACAAUCACACUGAUGACUCAAGUGUCCAACACGUCGGCGAUUUCAUUCUUCAGGCAGCUUCCAGUCCCAUACCUCCUGCUUGGGAUCCCCAUAGGGCUGGCGCUGGUGUCAGCCAUACUGUAUGGACUACUAGUGUGUCUGCUGAAGAGACAGCUGGAGAGGACCCCUGCUGAUGUGGAGGCUGGCCCCAGCAGGGAGCUAGCCCUGGGAGUCGACCUUCCCCCUCACCAGGAACCUAAAGUCUUAGAGACUCAAAACUCCAACUUGGAUGAAGAACAUGAGCUCCACCCCCUCCAGGAGUGUGAUGGCGCUCCGGAGCCUGGCUCAGAGCCCAGCCACAGCUUCCCUGUGCCUGCCACGGAGCUGGGGGCCAUGGUGCUUGUCACCACGAAGACCACCACCACCUCGGAGCUGUAG